Molecule: messenger RNA, 2043 nt
Organism: Leptonychotes weddellii (Weddell seal)
Lineage: Eukaryota; Metazoa; Chordata; Mammalia; Carnivora; Phocidae
Source: RefSeq, a predicted model, not a curated record
AUGUCUGUGUCCACAGAGGAGUUCGUGGUGAUUGGCUCCUCGGACCCCACUGUGGCAGUGCUGGGUGGGAGCAUCACGCUGCCAUGUCGUGUGUUCCCGGCCAUGAAUGUGGAGAACAUGGAGCUGCGGUGGUUCCGCUCAAAUUUCACAGAAGCUGUGUUCAUCUAUCAAAACCAGCAGGAGCAGAGAGAGGAGCAGUUGCCCCAGUACACAGGGCGGACCUCACUGGUGAAGGAAUUCCUCACCUGGGGGGAGGCCAUCCUGCACAUCCACAAUGUCCAGGCUUUUGACGAUGGCCUAUAUACCUGCUUCUUCAGAAAGGGAAGCUUCUAUGAAUCUGCCAAUUUGGAACUGAAGGUGGCAGGAUCCUCCUGGAUUGAGGCUUUCUAUCAUGCGGAGCAGCCAGAGCAAAGCCGGCAGUGUGCCUGCGUGUUCAAGGAGCCAAGGAGCUUUCUCACUCCUAUGUCUGUGUCCACAGAGGAGUUCGUGGUGAUUGGCUCCUCGGACCCCAUUGUGGCAGUGCUGGGUGGGAACAUCACGCUGCCGUGUAGCGUGUCCCCGGCCAUGAAUGUGGAGAACAUGGAACUGCGGUGGUUCCACUCAAAUUUCACAGAAGCUGUGUUCAUCUAUCAAAACCAGCAGGAGCAGGGAGAGGAACAGUUGGCCCAGUACACAGAGCGGACCUCACUGGUGAAGGAAUUCCUCACCUGGGGGGAGGCCAUCCUGCACAUCCACAAUGUCCAGGCUUUUGACAAUGGCCUAUAUACCUGCUUCUUCAGAAAGGGAAGCUUCUAUGAAUCUGCCAAUUUGGAACUGAAGGUGGCAGGUGUGGGCUCUGCCCCUCAAGUGCACAUCACAGGGCCAGAGGAGGACGGGGUCCGAGUGGUGUGUAAGGCAUCGGGGUGGUUCCCAAAGCCCCAGGUGCAGUGGAGAGCCCUCAGUGAAGAGAAGUUCCUGAUGUUCUCUGAGACCCAUGUCCAAAAUGCUGAAGGGCUGUUCAGUGUGGAGGCUGCUCUGGUGGUGAAACACAGGUCUUCAAGGAAUGUGACCUGCUCCCUCCUCAACCCAGUCCUGAGCCAGGAGAAGGCGAUGGCCAUUUUCAUCCCAGAGGACUUCUUUCCCCGGACUUCUCCCUGGAUGUCAGCAUUCAUGGGGAUCCUGACCUUGCUGAUGCUCUUACUCCUUGGGACUGCCUACUACACCAAGAGAGAACAUACUGCAAAGUGCCAGGAGAUGCAGGAAUGGGAGAAACUCCACAGGGAAAAGGAGGAGGACCAGUGGGCAAAGGAGGAGGCACUGAAGGCCAGAGAUGAACUCCAAGCGGAUCUUGACUGGAGGAAAUCUGUUUACCUGGCUGCCUGGAGGAAGGCACAGCUGUAUGCAGAUUGGCGGAAGGAGAAGUUCCAGCCCUUGUCUGUUACUCUGGAUCCAGAGUCUGCACAUCCAAACCUUGCUGUUUCUGAUGAAAAGUCUACUGUGACCUGGAAGAAUACAACUAAGGACCCUGGAAAACACUGUAGCAUCUUAGGUCGGGAGGGCAUCACAUCAGGACGCUGUUAUUGGGUGGUGGAGAUCAGGAAUGGAGACAGAAGUGAGUGGUCUCUGGGUGUCUGUAGAGGAGAUGUGGAGAGGACAUACUGGUACCAAGAGAGCCCAGAAAGGGGGUUCUGGGCUGUGGGACGAUAUUUGCAAUAUUAUUGUGUAUAUUCCAACUUUGUGAUUCUGCUAUCCUGUAGGCAAGUUCCCCACAGGGUUGGGGUUUUCUUGGACCUCAAGGAAGGGGAUGUCUCCUUCUACAACAUGACUGAUGGCUCCCACAUGUUCUCCUUCCCUCUAGCUUCCUCCUCUGGGGCUCUGUUUCCAUAUUUCAUGUUGAGGUCAGGAGAUGUGUCCUUGACCAUCUGCUCUGUGGUGGGUGGCCCUGCAGAGACCCCAGUGCCCCUUAACAAUCUUCCUUCUUCUUUGGAGGAGCCUGUGAGCCUCUCAGGGGUGGGGUUCAACUCAGUCUCUGGUGUUGAUGGUGCUCUCCCUGGGGCUGAAUGU